UAUUUAAAUAAUCAUAAAGUGACAAAUUCUACUCGGUUUCUACUAUGAAAUUACUUUUGUUGAUACUGUUGAUAGAUCUACAACCUGCAAGCCAACUGCUUGCGGCUGUUUUCCAGCUAGGACACAGAGACAUGUCACUAUGUUUCAGUGUAAAAUACUUGUUGGAAUGCAGUUUAGUUUCAUAGUGUAACACAAGAAUGCAUUGCAGUCUUCCAUUCUAUUCAUAUAAUUAUAUUUAGCAUAUAAAUUAAAUUAAUGAUGAAGAAAAUAAGUGAACAAGUAGAUUCAUCAAGUUCCGAAGAUGAAAAAUUUGCAAAUAUUUUGAAGGAAGCAAUUGAUCAGCAAUUUUUAAACAAUAAUCUGUAUAGCAUUGAAAAAGCUGAAGCUAUUACUCAGUCUGAAGCAAAGACUGACAAACUAGAAGGAAGUUAUUUCUUGAAAAUAAGCUCAAAACAAGCAGAUGAAUUUACAAAUUUUGGUGUUACUGUCACGUUUCAAAAUUUUAUCGCCAAAAAACUAGAUGAAAUUUUGGAGCGAACCAUAGAAAUAGAAAACGGUGAAAUUCUUAAUUAUUGUGAUGAACAAAAAUGGAAAAAGGACAAAAGCUCUGGAAUAAAACUUCUAAGUACAUCAAAAAAUUUGUUAACUAUUACAAAAAUCAAAGAGGAAUGUACGGGGCAUAAAAAAAAGUCCAAAAGAAAUAGACAAACUGUAGAGGAUGACGAGACCUCCUCAAAAUUUCGAGAAGCUGCCAUUGACCCAGAAUAUAUAUUAAACAAAUUAGAUUUGGAAGCUUGGGUUAAUAAACGCCCAGAAUCGGAAUUUAAGUAUAAAAGAUUAAAAGAUGGUACUUUAAUCGAAAUGUAGUAUUACUUUUCUAUUUGUAUUUGUAUAUAUGUACAUAUACAAAGAUAAGAAGAUGUUUCCUAAUUUUCUUAUUAUUGAAUCGUUUUUGACGAGAUACAUGCUCUCCUUUUCUUCUUUAGUGAAAAUUUUUCUCAUUUUUUUCAACUUUUUAUAUUGUUUUCCAUAAAAUUUUUCAGAUUUUGGUGUAAUUCAUUUCAUAAUUUUUCAGAAUUUCUAAUUAAUUUCAUUUCAGACGUUUCAAAAAAUUUUUCAAAUAUUUUUUAUACAAGUUCGACUUUUAAAAGAAAAUCAAAAAGUUACAAUAAGAUUCUAAAUCUUAGAAUAUUUUAAUGUUAUAUCAGAUGUAUCACUAAAAGAAUUUUGAUAAAAUUAUUAACAUUUUAUUCAAUAAAUUAUUAACAUUUUAUUCAAUGAAUAAA
Messenger RNA from Atta colombica, 1286 nucleotides. RefSeq lists its product as uncharacterized. The coding region runs from base 256 to 867 and encodes 203 amino acids. The transcript has 4 exons. Lineage: Eukaryota; Metazoa; Arthropoda; Insecta; Hymenoptera; Formicidae. Gene Ontology annotation, biological process: Wnt signaling pathway. The record is from RefSeq and is a predicted model, not a curated record.